UACUAACACGUGCAUCCGCCAUCUUAAAUUUUGCUAUAAACUGGCUCAUAGUUUUACAGUAAUUUGACUUGUCGGAGCGUUGAAAAAAUGUCAGGAACACCUCUUAUUGUGCUAAAUCAAAACACAAGACGAGAGUCUGGUCGCAAAGUACAACUUGGAAAUGUAGAAGCAGCUAAGACUAUAGCGGACAUAAUUCGAACAUGUUUAGGACCGAAGGCUAUGUUAAAGAUGCUAAUGGACCCAAUGGGAGGAAUUGUUAUGACAAAUGAUGGAAAUGCAAUACUUCGUGAGAUUCAAGUGCAGCACCCAGCUGCCAAAUCAAUGAUUGAGAUCAGCAGAACUCAAGAUGAAGAAGUCGGUGAUGGCACUACCUCUGUCAUUAUUCUUGCUGGUGAAAUGAUGUCAGUUGCUGAACAGUUCCUUGAUGAUCAGAUGCAUCCUACAGUUAUUAUUGGAGCUUACAGACAAGCCAUGGAUGACAUGUUGGAAAUCCUCAGAGAUCAAAUCAGUGUUCCAGUUGAUGUUGACAACAGAGAGGAAAUGUUGAAGAUUGUCAGGAGCUCUGUUGGGACAAAAUUUGUGCAUCAUUGGGGAGACUUGGCUUGUAACAUAGCUUUAGAUGCUGUACGUACUGUUGUAAGAGAUCAAGGCGACAGAAAAGAGAUUGACAUUAAAAAUUAUGCUAAAGUAGAAAAGGUUCCUGGAGGUGAACUUGAAGAGUCGCGUGUUUUAUCUGGUGUUAUGGUUAACAAAGAUGUCACUCAUUCCAGGAUGAGAAGGAGAAUAGAAAACCCCAGGAUAGUUCUUCUGGAUUGUUCUCUGGAGUACAAGAAAGGAGAGAGUCAGACCAGCUUAGAAAUUACCCAAGAAGCAGACUUCAGUCGUAUUCUUCAGCUAGAAGAGGAAUUUAUUCAAAGAGUCUGUAGUGACAUUAUAGCUUUAAAGCCUGAUGUUGUGUUCACAGAAAAGGGAGUAUCAGACCUUGCACAGCAUUUCCUGGUAAAGAAUGGAAUCACAGCGAUACGCCGUAUCAGGAAAACUGACAACAAUCGUAUUGCUCGUGCAUGUGGUGCAACCAUCGUUAACAGAACAGAAGAACUGAAAGAAGAAGAUGUUGGCACUGGGGCUGGAUUAUUUGAAAUUAGUAAAUUUGGAGAUGAGUACUUCUGUUUUGUGACUGAAUGCAAGAAUCCCAAGGCAUGUACAAUCUUACUACGUGGACCAAGUAAAGACAUCUUAAAUGAGGUUGAACGCAACCUUCAUGAUGCUAUGAAUGUGGCACGGAAUGUGAUGUUAGAUCCCAGGCUUGUACCAGGGGGUGGUGCAGCGGAGAUGGCUCUUGCUCAUGUGCUAACAGAGAAAGCCAAGUCGGUGGCAGGUGUUCAACAGUGGCCUUACAAAGCGGUUGCCAAGGCACUGGAAGUGAUCCCACGUACUCUGAUUCAGAACUGUGGAGCUAACACCAUCAGGACUCUUACUGCCCUAAGAGCAAAACAUGCUGUAGAAGGUAACACAACCUGGGGCGUUAAUGGCGAGACUGGUGAGAUUACAGACAUGAAUGAACUGGGUGUGUGGGACACUUACUCGGUUAAAGCACAGACUCUCAAGACUGCUAUUGAGACGGCCAUGCUUUUGCUGCGUAUUGAUGAUAUCGUUUCUGGGACGAAAAAGGCGAGCGGAAAAGAAGGCUCACAGUCAGGAGCUGCUCCUACUACAACUCCUGAGGAUUGAUCGCCAGUCCCACACAACAAACAAAUUACACGAGUUAUGGGCCACUGAAGAUGCAUAGCUCGCCACUGAUUUAUGGGGCGCUUUCACGACGACUUCCGUUCCAGGAUUGGGAAACGGGCUUUGAAACUUUGGGCUAUGCUUUGCACGUGCGUGCGGAAUGAACUUUUUUUGGAUCUUGAUAUUGGUGUUCAAGAACAGAACAGUGUAAUCAAUAUUGAAACCUUGAGUUCAGAAUUAUGUCUACCAACAAGUUAAAGACCUACAGAGGACAGGACAGAAGACAGAGAACAGUUACCGCUUGAAUUCACGACCAACGUCAGUCAUAUAUAAACGCAACGUAAAAGCCGAUUCCUGGUUUAGUUUGUAUCAUCGAAUUAUGAUGCUCGUGGAAAGUUUGAAAAGCACGAGAGAAGCGUAAGAGUGCUCGAGGUGCAUCUGAGGACAAUUCUAGCUUCUUGAGUGUUCCCCAAACUUUCCGCGUGCAUCAUAACUCGAUGAUAUUCAACUAAAAGCAUGAAUCAAUUAUUUUAUAACACCGCCAAUGGAAAUAACUUUCUCUGGCGACGCGAAGUCAACUUUGUCCACGCCAUGAGCGUUUAUGAUACAAGCUUGCGUAUGCAAAGUUUGAUAGCUCGGCUGUGCGAGCUGUUAUAAUGUGUAGUACGGUUCGUGAUCUGUGUUUUCAGCUGAUCCAUGGUAUCAAACCAUGAAAGUUGUAAUAGAGAAGUUUAUCUCGCAGAGCGAGUAUUUAUUUAUAGUUUGGACAGAAAGGCAGUCUAUGAAGCAGCAAGAAUUUCCGUUCCACUAGGAAUUGAUAUCUUACUUAAGAGUCGAAGUGAUCAAAGCAGGGUUUCCUCUUCCUGUUCCAUGAAAGUGCAAUUAAAUUUCCGAAAGUUGUCGCGAAAGCCCCAUAACCUCUAUGCUAGAGUGAAGUGCAUGAAUCGUGAAAAUUCCUCAAAAGUAUUAAUAAAGUGAACAAUUAAGAAACA
Molecule: messenger RNA, 2720 nt
Organism: Orbicella faveolata
Lineage: Eukaryota; Metazoa; Cnidaria; Anthozoa; Scleractinia; Merulinidae
Product: T-complex protein 1 subunit gamma-like
Biological process (GO): protein folding
Molecular function (GO): ATP-dependent protein folding chaperone; ATP hydrolysis activity; ATP binding
Source: RefSeq, a predicted model, not a curated record